AGACGUUUGGGAAGGAGUCUGGGCACAAGACAUUUAUCGGGCAGUUAAAGUGAUUUGAUCCAUCUGUAAGAAUGAAAGUGCACUUCUUGGCUCUUCUGGUCUUGUUACUCUCAGUGACCAGCACACAGGCCUUAUGGAGAGUAAAACUGAAGAAAAUGCCCUCCAUACGAGAAACCCUGAAGGAAAUGGGUGUCACAGCAGCUCAAGUGUUUUCUGAGAUUAUGCCAAAAUAUGACGAACCUUCACCCACAAACGUCACAGCUUCAGUACCUCUGAUCAACUACUUACAUACUCAAUACUUUGGUGAGAUUAGUAUUGGUUCACCAGCUCAGAUGUUCAAUGUUGUGUUUGACACGGGUUCUGCCAACCUCUGGGUUCCUUCACACAGCUGUUCUCCUUUAUACACAGCCUGCUUCACACACAACAGGUACGAUGCUUCCAGAUCCAAAACGCAUAUUUACAAUGGCACAGGGUUCUCCAUCCAGUAUGCUUCUGGAAAUGUCCGGGGAUUUCUGAGCAAGGACGUGGUUGUAGUUGGUGGUAUCUCAGUGGUGCAGGUUUUUGCAGAGGCCACAGCUCUUCCUGCGAUCCCGUUCAUCUUUGCCAAGUUUGAUGGAGUGUUAGGGAUGGGAUAUCCAGAUGUAGCCAUUGAUGGAAUUACACCCGUGUUUGAUCAAAUCAUGUCUCAACAUGUUCUGAAACAGAAAGUCUUCUCAGUGUACUACAGGAGGGACCCAACACAUGUCCCUGGUGGAGUGUUGGUGCUGGGGGGCACAGACCCAAACUACCACACUGGAUCCUUUCACUACAUGAACACCAAAGAGGAAGGCAAGUGGGAGGUCAUCAUGAAGGGCGUGUCUGUGGGUGCAGAUAUGUUGUUUUGCAGGGGCGGCUGUACUGCUGUGAUUGAUACAGGCUCCUCCUAUAUCACAGGCCCCGCCUCCUCUAUUUCCAUUCUAAUCAAAACAAUUGGUGCUGUUGAGCAUGCAGAGGGAGGGUACACUGUCAACUGUAAUCUGGUCAAGUUGUUGCCAACUGUGACUUUUCAUCUUGGUGGUCAGGAAUAUUCUCUCACGAAAGAGGACUAUAUUCUCUGGCAAUCAGAGUUCGGAGAGGACAUCUGCACUGUGAUGUUCAACGCUCUGGAUGUGCCGCCCCCUACUGGUCCCAUCUGGAUCCUGGGGGCGAACUUUAUUGCUCGAUACUAUACAGAAUUUGAUCGGGGAAAUAAUCGCAUUGGCUUUGCUCGGGCAGUUUGAAAAACACUUAAUUUUCUGCUAUUCUAAAUUCAGAUUGCUAUUACAUUGAUACAUGCAUAACAACACACAGGACACUUGAUCUAUCACAAUAAUAGCUGGUAACUUAAGUUAUAGUUUUCUUUGUGAACAAAAGGUUUAAGCAUAAUUUUAAAAAGUACUUAUGGAAAUAAUUUAACAGAAUAUGCUUGAGUGUGAACUGAAUGUAACGAGUAAAUGCAUGUUUUU
Carassius carassius (crucian carp) is the source of this 1484-nucleotide messenger RNA. It is a transcript of the gene ren, whose product is annotated as renin. Gene Ontology annotation, biological process: angiotensin maturation. The transcript has 9 exons. Gene Ontology annotation, molecular function: aspartic-type endopeptidase activity. Lineage: Eukaryota; Metazoa; Chordata; Actinopteri; Cypriniformes; Cyprinidae. The record is from RefSeq and is a predicted model, not a curated record. Bases 72 to 1259 code for a protein of 395 amino acids.